Messenger RNA from Hydractinia symbiolongicarpus, 5776 nucleotides. Its product is annotated as DNA-directed RNA polymerase I subunit RPA2-like. The transcript has 3 exons. NCBI's taxonomy places the organism in Eukaryota, Metazoa, Cnidaria, Hydrozoa, Anthoathecata, Hydractiniidae. Gene Ontology annotation, biological process: DNA-templated transcription. The coding region runs from base 56 to 4513 and encodes 1485 amino acids. The record is from RefSeq and is a predicted model, not a curated record. Gene Ontology annotation, cellular component: RNA polymerase I complex; nucleus. Gene Ontology annotation, molecular function: ribonucleoside binding; DNA binding; DNA-directed RNA polymerase activity.
AUAUCGACUUGGUUCUCUUUCAGCAAAAUAGCUUUUGAAGCAGAUCAAAGUAGAUAUGGCGUCUUCUGAAGACCUGAAGCAUUUAGCUUCCGCGGAGUUUGUGGCGGGAAAGCCCCCUGACUCUCAGAAUAAGAACCUCCAAGAGUUUGUGCAGCCCCACAUAGAAUCUUUCAACUAUAUGCUUGAAGAUGGUUUAAAAAAUGCUGUGCAGGUUGUUACUGAACCUCAUGUUGUUGUGAGUCAAGCUAUGACUGAUUCCAUUGUUGCUGCGGAUACUACACAUACUGUAACCAUGCAGACAGUUGUUGGUGCUCCACCUUCACAAGCAGAAGCAAUAACGAUAAACCUGCCUGUCAACAGUUUGCAAACAGAUGCUCUUCAUGUUACCAUGCCAGACUCAUCUACAACAGUUUUACCAAAUGAUUAUAUGAACAUUUUAGACAUUGUUCUUGAUAACAGCAAACUUGACUUGCAAAAUAGUAACAUUGGUGGAAACCAAGCUAUUGUUCUUGCUGAAGUAGACGGUACUAGUGGUCAGAUGGUAGCUGUUACUCAAGGUGGUACUGGUAAUACUAUUGCUUUAACUCCUGAGCAAGUAAAUGCUCUAACUGCAGCAGCUGCUCGAGAAGUAAACAAUGCGGUCCCUCUCAUCACUACUGAUGACACCACAUUGUCUCAACCAACAGAUGGUACAAUUUUAGCCACCAUGGCAGAUUUAAAAGGUAAACUUGUGGACAAUGUAAAAGACAUUGUUAUGAAAGAUGAUAAUGGGGAUGAAAUUGAAUUUGAAGAAGACAUGGAAACAGUGCAAGAAUUUGAAGAACCUGUUGGUGGUUCUUCAGCAGAAAGUAAAAAUGUUGAAAAAUCUGGAACUAAGGGCGAACAUAAAUACAAAUGUGAUGAAUGUGCCAAACCUUAUGUUACCAAGGCUGCAUUAAAAAAACACUUGCAACUUGUCCACAACAAAGAGAUGGAAGGUCAAGUUCAAAAAGCCACAAGUAAAUGUAUUCAUCCUGGAUGUGAAAAAAUCUUUUAUCAUCGUCAAAAAAUGAUUGACCAUUUAAGGGAAGCUCAUGGAGUCAAAUGUGUUCAGGAAGAUCUUGUUUUCAACAGUUGGGAUGAAUUUUUGCUGUGGAAAGAAAAAGAAGAAGAUGCAAACUUUGUCCAUUUCUCUAAAAACUCUACUCAUACAAAUGCUAAAAACUACAUGUUAACAAACUUUACUUGUCAACGAGAAGGUAAAGCAGGUUACAAAUACAAAGGCUCUCAGCAGAAAAAGUACAAAGAUUUGGUUAUUGGAGAGAGAAUCUGCCCUGCAAGGAUGAGAGCACGAUUAGAUAAGCCAACUGGUCGUGUGACAGUUCAAUAUUGUAAAUCACACAACCACAAGUUAAGUUUUCAAGACUUUUUGUACAGACGAAUGCCAGAUAGACUUCGAAAUGAAAUACGUGAAAAACUUGCUGCUGGGAUGACAUCAGAAGAAGUUUACAAAGAAUUGAAGAGCUCUGACAAUCUUCGAGAAAGCCGAGGUGAAAGGUUUGCCCCUUCUAAGAGGCAAUUUGUGACUCUUGUGAACAUUAAAACCAUCGCAAAAAGAAUGCAGAUUAAAGAGAGUGGCCCUCCGAAAAAUUUUGUGCUUGAGCCAGAACCUUAUGCCAUCCAAAUGCAAAAACUGCUUGAUGAAACCUAUAAUCCAGUGCUGCUAUACAAAGACCAAGGAUGCAAUGUAGAGAUAGGACCCGAGGAGAUUGACCAAAUAACUGGUGCCCACGACUUAUUAUUGAUAGGAAUACAAACAAAAGAACAGAAAGAUGUGUUUAUAAAGAAUGGACAUAAAAUUGUUUUUAUCGACAUAACUGAAACCCUUAUAACACCAACACAAUAUCUUAUCACAGUAAAAGUUCUGGACGAGUAUAACAAAGGAUAUCCUGUUGCCUAUCUUAUAUCGAAUUCUAGGGACGAAACUAUUUUGUUCUAUUUCUUUCGCGAACUACAAGUUCGUGUCCAAGACACGGAUUUAAAAGUAACAGCAGUUAUGACAGAGAAUUCAUGUAAUGAGUACUAUGCUUUCCGUAGUGUGUUUGGAGACGAUGUGAAGCAUCUGCUAUGUAAAUGGAACCUUCAUCGUGCUUGGUGUCAAAAGAUUCAUGAAGAAUGUGCAGGAGAUGAAGCUCUGCAACAGGAGCUGUAUUUUAUAUUUGUUACUAUGCUGGAAGAAGUUGACCUUGCCAAGUUUGAGAGCAUUGCUACGGAGUUUGUUAACAAUUACCAAUCAAGAUGUGCAAAUUUUAUCACAUUUUUUAUGUCGAAUUAUCUAAGCCAGCCAGAAGUUUGGGCAUCGUGUUAUCGUAAUAAUCCUUAUGCAGACUGUGAUGAGAUUCUUUAUGGUGACCGCCUUCAUGACAGAAUAAAAAGAGAAAUAAAAAAUAACCACAAAGUAAAAGCUAUCGAUGAUAUUCUUGAUCUCAUAUUAAAAUUUGAACACGAAGAUUACUUUAAUCGUGGUUUAAAUUUGAUGCUAAACCCACCAGAGCCAAUGCUGGUUAUUUCAGAACACAUAGCAGGAAUGAAGAUCAAAAAUGCAAGUGUUGUUGAGAAUUACAGCACAGAUAACAGAUGGCUUGUUAAAACAACAAAAAGAGAUCCUGCGGACCUGCAAAGUAUAAAGGAAGAGGCUUUUAUUGUAACAUGGAAAGCUGACAUUUGUGAAAAAGAUUUUUGCAGAGAACGCUGUCUGAAACUAGCAUGUUUUGGUUUAUGUGGACAUUUAUAUCACUGCUCCUGUGACACUGAAACAGUAACACCAUGUCGACAUGUACACAAGGUUCACAGUAUGCGCAUUGGAGUUGGUCAAUAUCAAAACGAUGAAGAAUCGUCAAAGGAGGAGAACAAAGAGGCAUCUGAUGAAAUAGAUCACGGAAAAGUAGACAUGGUGACAACUGAAUUAAUUGGCGAAACUAAUCAAUCAGAACAAAAAUUAAAUCUCAUUAACCAAGUUCAUGCGACAACUGCCCCAGAUCUCAGUCAUGCUCGAGAGCAAAAAUUAAAAAAAAUUAAGUUGGAUUUAGUUCAGCUAUACAAAUUUCUGGAAAAAGAUAACAUUCAGAAGUACUCCUUGGAUUUUAUCGAAGCAGGUUUGAAAAAAGUUAUUGAUGAAUGCAAGGUAAUUGACAGCAUUGGACAGAGCAAAUCUAUUGAAUCUUUUCAUGGCAAACGGAAAGCACCAGAGAAAGAUCUAGAGGAGUUUGAAUUAUUGGUAAGAUCUGUGAAAAGGAAAAAAGUAAUGGGAACUAGUGUACCUGUUAUUGUUGAAAUUGAACCCAAUCCUGCUGUUUAUAACACUUUUCGAAAGAGGAUGACUGGAAGCAAUGAAGAAACACCUGAAGACAGAAUGCUGCGUUUAAGCAAAUCAAAGAACAUUACCAUUAAUAUAGAGAGUGAUGAAAAAUAUCGUAAAACGCAAAGCCAGCAGGUUACAUCAACACCUGGAAUUAUCGUGGCUAAAGAAGGAGAUGAAUCACCUUUAAAAGUUGAAGAUGAGGAGUUUAAACUCGAUUUAUAUCAACCCGAUGAAGCUGAUACAGAAUGGACACCAAGAGGGCCAAGAAAGGGAAAAGCGAAAUCGAAAUCUUUAGGGAGAAAAAAAAAUACUAAGCCAAAAGCAGCAAGCAUUGAAAUACCACCUUUUGCUGAUUUUUCAGAUCCACUUAAAGUGACCAUUCGUAAUGGUAACUGUGGGUUAAGUAUGAUUGAAAUAAAAACCUUGGACACCAAUGCUUUAGAGACAGAGAAAGAGAUAAUAUCUAAAACUAUUCCGAAUUAUACCGAAAACCUUAUUCCAGAUGCUGUGGUAAAUUCUUAUCUUCAUGUUCUUUCAGAAAAGAACAAUUCGUUGUUCUUAUUGACAGAGCAAACUCAAUCUUUGUGUAACUCUGAGCCUCACAACAAACGCUUUUGGGACAUUAAAGACCUCAAUGGUGACAAGAAAAGAAAAUAUAUUUUCAUUCCAUGGAAGAAUCAUGAUGUAAUAUGUUUAUUUGUUAUUGAUCUCUACAAUGAAAACAUAAUGCACAUGAAUCCACUCAAGAAACUUGAAGAAAUUCCUGCAGACGUGAAAACGAUUUACAGUAUGCUAGCAGGUGUCAUGAUAACAGAAAUACCAUUUGAUAGUACACGCACCACGCAGCCAACAUGGCCACUUUUGUUACCUGAUUAUGUGGUUGAGACAGACCUUAAAAAUGCUUCAGUGAGAUCACUUUGGUAUGCCAAUCAGCUUUCCACAAACCAGUCAAUUGCAGAUACUUUGCCGAGUAUGGACAAUUUCAGAAAGUUUAUAUUUUUUGACAUUGCUGGCUGUUGUCUUGUACAUUGUAUAAAAGAGACAUUACAUGUAUGUCCCGUCUGUAGUAUGGAGGAAGGUACAUCUAUCGAGUGCAGUCGUUGCAAACAAAUGUACCAUGCAGAUUGUUUGAAGGAGAAUUCAAAGGACAAUCCAUUUAUUUGCUUGUUCUAAAUAUUUUUUCUUGAUUAUUUGUGUUUAUCAAUUGCUGGAAAUUUUUAAUUUGAUUUUUUGAUUCCAAUGAUAUCAUAAAAUUGACUUUAUUUUGCCUCACAUUCUUGUCUUUUGAGCCCUUUCUACACCAAAGAAACAAAAGUAUAAAUAUGGGAAAAAGUCUUUUGUGUACUUGCUAAUUUUUUACUAAGUAAGAUCUUGCAUUAAUAUAUAAAAAACAAAAUUUUUUAAGAUCUAUUGAUAUCACUGCUGUUGUUGUGUAAAUAUUUUUUGCUAUCUUAUAAAGGAGAAGACUUUUCUUCCUAUUUGGUACUUUUUUGUGAUACUCCUAAUGCUAAAUAAAAAUACUUUAUAAUGUUUUUUUGGACUAACUCUUGGUCAGUGGAAUUAAGUUACAUUCAUAAAAUUUUCUGAUACUUUUUGCAUGCUUUAUAGAAUUAGGUCCUUUGCAUCAGAGUCUUUUAUCUGUAUGUAUUGUUUACUAGAGUGUAAGAGUUAUUGGUUCUUACUGUGUUUUAAAAAUUAAAACAAAGCCUUGAGCAUACUCGCUGUAGUGGAAGUUUGUCUUAUCAGAUUAGUAACCCUUCUUUAAUAUCUCUUUUCAGUUUAUUAAAGAUAAAUUGUCAUUGUAGAAUAUGUUUGCAAAGGUUUUUCAUGUCUAAUGCAUAUUAGCUUUUAUUUUAUCUGUGGUUUAAACAGAUUUUGUGAGGAAAUCUUAAAAUGCGAAAAAGGUUCGCAUUGUGUUUUAGCUUUAAAAUCUCUGUUAAAACCGAUUUAAAAUAUAAUUAAACCACAGUGGGACCCAGCUUUAAAGUUUGGACAGAAUGUAUCUGUUUUUGAUAUGUUUAUUGUUUUUUUUGACAUGUGUUAAUACUUAAUAGUGUUUUUUGCAAUUUUGCUAUUAUUUACUUUAUUUUCUGGGACAUAAGCCACUAGCGUUGUUUUUGCUGUACAAGCAAAUGCAACUGGCACUAAAUUAGAAUUUAAUGAAGAGAUGCUUUAUGGAUUAUUAUUAUUGUUUAAGCCUCUGCCUAGCAUAUACAGUCUUAAUAAGAGAAGAACUGUGUAUCUUGUUGCAUUUUGUGUGUAAAGCUUGACAGACAGCUGUAACUUAUACCCAGAGAAUAAUAGAGGCAUUUAAUGGUUUACAUUAUAUAUAUUUAUCCUUUUUAUGUAUUUCCAGUGUUUUUUUCUGAGAAUGGUUUUUGUACAGUAUACCAAGUACUAGAGUUGUAACAAAAAAAGCUUUAUCUAUCCCCACUA